GCUCCACCUUUCUUAUCUUUUUUAUUUUAUUUUUAAAAGUACUUCCUGGAUUUGAUUGCCAAUUUUUUUAAGGCAAAACCAGCAAAGUUCAAGUUUUGAUUGGAUCUAAAAGAUGGGUUACUGACAGUGGAUAUACUUCACUUGAUCACAUAGCUUCUGGUUCUGAUUAAUACAACUUUGUGGCACUCACCCAAAAGUGAAGUAGUUUUUUGCUAAGACUUUAAGAGAUGGAGAACAAACAAGAUGGUGUAAGCAAUGGUGAUGGGGAUGUACUACAUGACAUUGAAAAUGAAGGUGUAUUGUUGGAUGGGAAGGGCGAAAUUCGGAGGAAUUGGUCGGAGUUUUCGGAAAGGAACAUGUCAUAUGCAGAGCCACUGCUUGUUAAAAGGACUAACACAACCUCCCAGAUUGCUAUAAUUGGUGCCAACCUCAGCCCUAUUGAAAGCCUUGAUUAUGAGAUUUUUGAGAAUGAAAUUUUUAAUCAGGAUUGGAGGUCCAGGAAGAAAAUUCAGAUAAUCCAGUAUGUGAUACUUAAGUGGGGAUUUGCUCUUAUUAUUGGAUUAGGCACUGGACUAGUUGGCCUCUUCAAUAAUAUUUCAGUUGAGAACAUUGCUGGUUUCAAGUUGCUUAUGACAACCACUCUCAUGACUCAACACAGAUAUGUUGAGGCUUUUGUAGCAUAUGCCGGUAUCAAUGUAGUUUUAGCAGCAGCAGCUGCUGCACUUUGUGCUUUCAUUGCUCCAGCAGCAGCAGGCUCUGGUAUUCCGGAGGUGAAAGCAUAUUUGAACGGCGUGGAUGCGCAUUCUAUACUUGCUCCGAGCACUCUUUUUGUAAAGAUUUUUGGUUCCGUCCUUGGAGUUUCUGCUGGAUUUGUGGUAGGCAAAGAAGGACCUAUGGUACAUACAGGUGCAUGCAUAGCUAAUUUAUUGGGGCAAGGAGGAUCUCGCAAGUACGGUUUAACUUGGAAUUGGCUUAGAUAUUUCAAGAAUGACAGGGACCGGCAAGACAUGAUUACUUGUGGCGCGGCUGCUGGUGUUGCUGCUGCCUUUCGCGCACCAGUAGGUGGGGUCCUCUUUGCCCUUGAAGAGGCAGCUUCAUGGUGGAGGAGUGCUCUUUUGUGGAGGACAUUUUUCACCACAGCAGUAGUUGCUAUUGUUUUAAGAGCUGCAAUUCAGUUUUGCGCCACCGGGAAAUGCGGCUUAUUCGGAGAAGGUGGUCUGAUAAUGUAUGAUGUUGGUUCUUCCAAGGUAACAUACAGCGCCGGCGACGUACUAGCAGCAAUACUAUUGGGAGUCAUUGGAGGAGUUCUUGGAAGUGUAUAUAACUACCUUGUGGAUAAGGUUGUUCGGACAUAUAGCAUCAUCAAUGAAAAAGGUGCAGUUUUCAAAAUCAUACUUGUUGUCACAAUUGCUCUCUUGACAUCAUGUUGCUUUUAUUUCCUACCAUGGAUUGCAACCUGCAAACCCUGCCCUACUAAUGAAUCGGUGAUCUGUCCCUCGGUAGACGAGUCCGGAGAAUACAAAAGCUUUCAGUGCAAACCAGGCUACUAUGAUCUUGCUUCACUCUUCCUAAACACCAAUGAUGAUGCUAUUAGAAAUCUCUUCAGCUCUAGGAUAACCAAGGAGUUUCAUAUUUCAAGCUUGUUCAUCUACUUUGGCACUAUCUUCUUUCUUGGGAUAGCCACUUAUGGUAUUGCUGUUCCAUCAGGCCUCUUCAUUCCUGUUAUCCUAGCCGGGGCUGCAUACGGCCGGCUUGUUGGGAGACUAUUCGAACCGAUCGUUAAGCUGGACACAGGACUAUUUGCACUGCUUGGAGCUGCAUCCUUCCUUGGUGGCACAAUGAGAAUGACUGUCUCCAUUUGUGUCAUAUUGCUUGAGCUCACGAAUGACCUCUUAUUACUUCCUCUUGUGAUGCUGGUUUUAUUGAUAUCAAAAUCUGUGGCCGAUGGCUUCAACAAGGGUGUCUAUGACCAAAUUCUGAAGAUCAAAGGACUUCCUUAUAUGGAGUCUCAUGCAGAACCUUAUAUGAGGACUUUGGCUGCGCGAGACGUUGUCUCGGGUCCAUUAGUAACCUUCUCUGGCAUAGAAAAGGUUGGGAAUAUACUUCAUGCUUUGGAAACUACAGGACACAAUGGUUUUCCUGUGAUUGAUGAACCACCUUUCUCAGAUGCAGCAGAGUUGUGUGGACUUGUUCUGAGGUCUCAUUUGCUAGUGUUGCUUAAGGGGAAGAACUUCACAAAGGAUAGACUGUUCAUGGGCCGUAGCAUCUCGAAACGAAUUUCUGCAUUGGAUUUUGCAAAGGCUGGAUCAGGGAAGGGAAUGAAACUAGAGGAUCUUGAUAUCAAUGAGGAAGAGAAGAACAUGUAUGUUGAUCUUCAUCCCAUAACUAAUGCAUCACCGUACACAGUGCUCGAGACAAUGUCACUUGCCAAAGCUGCCAUUCUCUUCCGCCAACUCGGACUUAGGCACAUGUGUGUUGUCCCAAAGAGCCAAGGGAGACCACCAGUUGUUGGGAUUCUAACGCGCCACGACUUCAUGCCGGAGCAUAUUUUGGGACUAUACCCUGGAAUCAAUCCUCACAAAGAGGACUGAAUGAUCAUAGUAAAGUAGUUGUCUUUGUUUACAUUGAAGUACUGCUUCUGGUGCAGUCAUUUGCUUCAGGAUUAUCAAAGUUCUUAUGUACAGUUAGCUCAGAGUGGAAUAUUUUAUACAAAGAAAAUAAGCCUUGAAGCAAAAAGGUUGAUGCUUUCAGAUGAACAUUUUUGCAACACAAAUUAACCGACUUUUGUUGGUUUUGUACUACACAUUUAAUAAAGAUCUAUUGUUCAUUUUGCUAA
This is a messenger RNA of Arachis duranensis, 2836 nucleotides long. RefSeq names its product chloride channel protein CLC-c-like. Gene Ontology annotation, molecular function: voltage-gated chloride channel activity. The record is from RefSeq and is a predicted model, not a curated record. NCBI's taxonomy places the organism in Eukaryota, Viridiplantae, Streptophyta, Magnoliopsida, Fabales, Fabaceae. Gene Ontology annotation, cellular component: intracellular membrane-bounded organelle; plant-type vacuole membrane. Gene Ontology annotation, biological process: chloride transport; transmembrane transport.